GAUUUAUAGCCAAAAACAAAUUAUGAGUUAAACACCAUCUUGUAAUAUCCUGAUUAAGUCAAUAAUUCAACCAUUAUUAUGUACACAUUCACAUUUUUCUUCUUCUUUAAUUUCUGCCUGCCAACUUCCAAUAGCAGGGUCCAUUUUAUUUUAUUUUUUAAUGGUAUGGCAUCUACUGGUCACUGUUACAAUAGGAUGUGUAUCCAAUUACCAAGAAGGAAACCACAAAAAAAAAAAAAACUGUCCUUUAAUCCCCCUCGUCAGCUGAUUGAAUGAACAGUAUUAUCAAAAUUAAUCAAUUUCAUUCGAAGACUAAUUAUUAUUUAAUUAUGGCGGCUGAUCAAUUUAAUUAAUAACUAAGCCUUCAAACAAGGCUGUGCGCGCAGUCGACUUCUUCCUCGUUGGUUCUCCAUUGGCUGCGGCUUACCAAUAGAUCAAUUAGUAACAAUUGAAAAAAAUAAUCUCUAGCUAAGAGCCUUUUCGACAUUGACUGGCGGCUGACCAUCAAAUUGCUAUUAUUCUAGCAGGGGAUGCUAUUAUAUAUCCAGAAAUCAGAAUCCAAUGUUUGUGGAAACAAUUAGUGUAUAGUAGAAUAGAUAAUGGGAGGAAACAACUCUCUUUAACUCUUGAGAUGAUAUAUAUGAGUCGGUUCACCCCGAACUGUAUCGAACGUGUCCAACCCAUUCAAUAUUUACAUUUAUUUUAAACACAAACAAUUAGAUCUGUCAUUAGCAGCAAGUCGUUAGGACUUAGGGUAAUGCAAUCUCAUUGAGGGGAGGAAAUAAAAGUAAAGAUUAUAACAAUUAUAACUCAGCGCAUUUUUCAUUGAACUCAAAUGAACAUAACGAUCUCGAUAUUGAUACGUACAAAGACUAUGAAAUAUGUGGUUUUUUCCAUUCUUCCAUUAAAAUAUAUAUAUGACUUUCUUUUGUUCACUCGAUGUUAUAAAAUAUUCUACUUAAUUAGAAAAUGUUCAUGGAAGAAAGAAAAUGUUCAUGGAAGAAAGAAAAGUUCCACGUUGAAACUUUUGGAGGAGUAAAUAAUUCAUUGAGAGCUGUUAAACAAAGUAUAUAUAAUAUAUUUCAUACAGAAACCCUUGAAUUAAUUUGGAGGAGAAUUUAUCAUCAUAUGCAGCUGUUUUCCAAGUUCAAAUACUUAAAUUAGAAAGUGAGAGAUAUUUUAUAAUCUGUUCAUCAUUUUUAUUUAUAAUAAUCAAGGCCGCCGAAGCCGAUCGAUAUAUUCAUCGAGCAAAAGGAGGUUAUCUUAUGAAUAUAUAAUAUUUUUGUCCAUUUCUCUCCUAAGUCCCAACACCAAAACUAGCUUGCUGGUAGACACUAUUGACCAGCCCAUUCUUUUUUGUCAAACUAAGAAUAAUUGAACAAAAGAAAGGAAGAAACGGUCAAAUUUCCCUUUCAUUUCAUUUAUUUGCGUUGGUGUGACGUUCACAUCAACAUCACAUGCAAUAAUAUACGAUUUUAUUUCAUUAUUAAUCAAGUAUAGACAACACCUAACCAAUAAUCAAAGGAUUUAAUCUCUUACAUUAUUAUAUAUUUUCAUUUCUCGAAUCCUUUCCGUCCCCUUUGUACCUAUUACCCGCCACAACUUGGUAUGCAACUUCGUAUCAAUUUCCACUACCAACCAUUCCUCUCUCUAUAGUAUAUAAACCCUACCGUUGUUCCCCCUUCAAUUAUUUCUCAUCAUCAUAAAUCCCUUUUCUUCACCAUCAAACUCCACACAAAAAAACAUGGCGACCACAACGUUAAUCGACUAUGACAACCCCUCCACCCUUCUCAUCCUCUCCCUAUCAACCCUCAUCGCCCUCUUUUUCCUCCUCCGCCGGAGCCUCAGGAAGACGGCGGCGCCGUUUCCUCCCGGCCCCCGCGGCUACCCGCUCAUCGGCAACAUCCUGGACCUCGGCAACAUGCCCCACCGCACCCUGACCGCCAUGCGGGAGAAGUACGGCGACGUCGUCUGGCUCAAGUUCGGCGCCAAAAACACCAUGGCCGUCCUCUCCGCCAAGGCCGCCGCCGAGCUCUUCAAGAACCACGACAUCAACUUCAUGAACCGCAACCUCACCGAGACCACCAAGUCCCACGACUACCACCAGGGCUCCCUCGGCCUCUCCCCCUACGGCACCUACUGGCGCGUCCUCCGCCGCCUCGUCACCGUAGACAUGCUCGUCCUCAGGAAGAUCAACGACGGCGCCCCCGUCCGCCGGCGCAACGUCGACAAGUUGAUCGACUGGGUCCGUGACGAGUCCUCCCCCGCGGCAGGUCAUCAACAACCAGCGCGUGAGAUCCACUUGGCCCGACUCGUGUUCCUGACCACGUUCAACCUGCUGGGCAACCUGCUCAUGUCCAAGGACCUGGUGGGCUCGGACUCGAACGAUGCGGACACAUUCUUCGAGGCGAUGAUGAAGCUGAUGGAGUGGAGCGGGCACGCCAACGUGGCCGAUGUGUUCCCCUGGCUGCGAUGGCUUGACCCUCAGGGCUUGAGGAAGAAGAUGGACCGGGACCUUGGGAUCGCGCUAGGGGUUGCUUCCAAGUUCGUCAGGGAGAGGAUCAACCAAGGAGAGAAGAAGAAGGAGAAGGAAGGCGACAAGAAGGACUUCCUCGACGUGAUGCUCGAGUUCCGAGGCAACGGGAAGGACGAGCCCGAUCGAUUUACCGAACACCAGAUCAACAUUUUCAUCUUGGAGAUCUUCUUGGCGGGAUCGGAGACGAGCAGCAGCACGAUCGAGUGGGCAAUGACGGAGCUCCUCCGCCACCCGGAGUCGAUGUCCAAACUGAAGUCCGAGCUGGACAAAGUGGUGGGACCCGACCGGAAAGUGGAGGAGUCCGACAUCGACGACCUCCCGUUCCUCCAAUCCGUCAUCAAGGAGACCUUCCGCCUCCACCCGCCGCUCCCUCUGCUGGUGCCGCGGCGCGUGGAGGAGGACGCAGCCUACAUGGGCUACCACGUCCCCAAAGGCACGCAGGUCCUGGUCAACGCCUGGGCGAUCGGGCGGGACGCGGAGGCCUGGGGGGACGACGCGUGGGGGUUCAAGCCGGAGCGGUUUUUGGGGUCCAAGGUGGACUUCAGGGGCCAGCAUCACCAACUGAUCCCGUUCGGAGCCGGGCGACGGGUCUGCGCCGGGUUGCUGCUGGCCCAUCGGAUGGUCCACCUGGUGUUGGGGACGUUGGUCCAUGAAUUCAACUGGGAGCUUACCGUUGACCCCAAGGAUCUGAACAUGGAUGAUAGGUUGGGGGUGACUAUGAGGAGAUUUGAGCCGUUGAUGGCCGUGGCAAGACAAGUCAGGGAGUGAUGAUAAUGUUCGUACGUCCAUGGUGACGUCCCACUUUGACCUUGGAGCAAAAUGUGUUUUGGUUUUUCUCUUCCUUGAAUAAUGAUAUAGUCACAGU
Molecule: messenger RNA, 3401 nt
Organism: Linum trigynum
Lineage: Eukaryota; Viridiplantae; Streptophyta; Magnoliopsida; Malpighiales; Linaceae
Source: the annotation of a GenBank genome assembly